Messenger RNA from Cloeon dipterum, 3182 nucleotides. It is a transcript of the gene Pits, whose product is annotated as Protein interacting with Ttk69 and Sin3A. Lineage: Eukaryota; Metazoa; Arthropoda; Insecta; Ephemeroptera; Baetidae. Gene Ontology annotation, biological process: regulation of transcription by RNA polymerase II. Gene Ontology annotation, molecular function: transcription corepressor activity. The transcript has 4 exons. The record is from RefSeq and is a predicted model, not a curated record. Bases 197 to 1768 code for a protein of 523 amino acids. Gene Ontology annotation, cellular component: nucleus.
CGCAGCGCCACUCGCAGACUAGGGCCGCAGCCGGUCGGUGCCUCUACUCGGCGUUUCUUUGCAGUCGGAGUGUCGUGUAGUCAAUACGUCGGUAGCUCCGUCGCGCAAGCAAGAGUCAGACAAGGAAGAACAUCCACAUCGGUGAUGGUGUGAGUGGACCGAGAGGAAAACGCAUCAUCCAGUGAAUUCCGAAUUAAUGGUCAAGAUGUCGAUGGUCGGCGGCAAGCGACAGCACUGCUACCUGUGCGACCUGCCCCGCAUGCCAUGGGCCAUGCUGCACGAUUUCAGCGAGGCGGUUUGCCGGGGCUGCGUCAACUACGAGGGCGCGGACCGCAUCGAGUGCGUGCUGGACACGGCGCGCCAGAUGAAGCGGGCCCAGGGCUUCCAGGAGCAAGCGUCGAGCGGCGGCCGCGAGAUGCGGCCGCAGCCGUCGGCCUCUGCCGGGCCGCCCCACGCGGCCUCUGAGCGGCAGGCGGCCAAGCACAGACACGAGGCGGCCGCCAACGGCGUCAUGGAGCAGCCGGUGAUGCUGAAUCCGCCGCCACACAGCAUGGCCCGGCCGCCGCCGCACGCGUACGCCCAGUUGCACCACGAGAGCGGCCGCGGCCGCUCGGCCGAGUACCCCGGCGGCCCGUCGCUGCCGCCGCCGCGCACAGAUCACGAGGCCAGCAGAGUGGGCAUCCCGUCGCAGGUGCGGCUGCCCCAGGCGCACAUGACGGCGGCCGUGGCCGCCGCCGCGGCCGCCGCGCACAUGCAACAGCAGCAGCAGCAGCCGCUCAACGGUGGCCGCCCGAUGACGGCCGUGAAGAGGCCACCCACGGACGACGACGACCACCACCACGGCGCCAACGGCGCCGAGGUGCUCGGCCCCGUGCACAAGCGUCUGCUCAUCGAGGAGCACACCCGGCCGCCCCUGCAGAGGGGUGAGUCCCUGCCGGCCGUCAGCCUGGCCGUACCCUACAUCGAACGCAACUACAAGCAGGACAAGCACCCCGUCAGGGCGCCUUCCUUCGACACGGCAACAUCCUUCAAAUCGAGCUAUCCACAAGGAGUGCCGGUGGCCAACUCUCCGCUGAGCGGCCGCACCACAUCUCCUCCUCAGGGACCAGCCCAGGGCUCGAGCGGAACCUCAGCUUCCGCAGCGGCCGCCGCCGCAGCGUCAGCCCAGCAAGCGGCACAGCAGCCACCAACAAGCCAGCCGCAGCAGCAAACGCAGAAUGGUCCCUCUCCGAUGGCCGCCCUCAUGUCCGUGGCCGACAACCUGCCGCCAGGUUCGCCCAGAUCGGGGGCCAGUCCCCCGACAGGACCGCGAUCUGCCUCCAGGGGCUCGCAACACUCGCCAAACUCAUCAGCCGGCUCCUCUAGCGGUCGGCGGUCAUCUGGCUCGAGGCAUGUGAGUUCCACAACCGCCACCCCCACGGACGGGGCCACUGACCCCAACGCUCCAGCGAUGCCCGCCGCCCCCGCGGGCCCUGACGCGGCCGCCACGGCUGCCAGCGGUGCCACCCUCAAGUGCACAAUCUGCAAUGAGCGACUGGAGGACACGCACUUUGUGCAGUGCCCCUCGCAACCUCACCACAAAUUCUGCUUCCCGUGCUCUCGGGACAGCAUCAAGCGCCAAGGAGCGGGAUCAGAGGUUUACUGCCCAAGUGGUGAAAAGUGCCCUCUGGCAAACUCGAACGUGCCCUGGGCGUUCAUGCAGGGUGAGAUCAACACCAUUCUCGGCAACAACGACGAAUUAAGGGUGAAGAAGGAACGCGAGUCUUAAGCCUCGAGCUGCGCAACGUGGAUCUAUCAAACUUGUAAAUUUGUCCUAGCGGGGACACGUAGCAGAGCGGCCAUGGCGCUCGUUGACUUAUACGUUUGUCUGCCGCGCGGCGUUAAAGUUGUUGGAUGUCUCCAGAGUGUCCUCGGCACAAAAUUUCCGGGGCCAGGUGAAGGAGACGGUUGCUUUGCAAAACGAAAUACGAUUUGGGGCGUGUUGAACUUUUCCCCAAGAAGCUUUGAUUUUUAUAAGAUUACUUUUUGUCAUCCUUUAUGGUACAAACAGCCACUUUUCAAACAAACUUUGUCCUUUAAUUUUUUGUGUAAGGUUAUUGUGACCACAGUACGGUUACAGAACACGUUCUAAUGUUUUUGUACUUGUUAGCUAUCCUCGGGAAUAGCGAGAAAAAGAAAUAAGCGAAUUGCAAAAUCAGUCACAGAAAGCAUGUGAAACACGUUUAAAUAGACUGACUUUUCUAAAUGUAUUCGAUUGGUGUUGAAGCGACUCUCGCAACUUUGUGUGUCAAGCUGAGAACAUUUCAGGCCUUUUCAGACGAAAGUCGUGUUUAUACAUAGCUGACUGAGUGAGAAUGAGUGCGGAGAAGGUUGCUUCUGUGAAUGUAACGAGGAGGAGCCCUUUUGUGGAAAGGGACCUCCUCCCCCUGUUUUGUAAAUACACACCCAGAAAAAGAGAUCAGAAUUGUACCAUAAUAAAGAGGCAAAAUCGCCUCACCCUAAUCCUUUGUCGACUCGUUACUGCCCGGACCGAGGCGUUAGGCGAUUUUGCUGGACAGUUUAAGCAGACAAUUAUAUUUAAAAGAAAAGAGAAGGCGGUAAAUCAGAUAUAGUUUUUCAAAAGAAGAGACAUUUCCCUCUUUUUUGAAGCUAGUCAUGCCAGGAGAGGCCGAAGCUCUCUCCUAGAAAGGAACUCCGAAACUCGCUGGUGUGUUUAUCCUAAGUAGAAAAAAUCAUUGAGAGAAUUGAUUAAUUAAGCAUUGUAUAAUAAUUAAUUAGUGACAUUAGUAUGUAAAAACAUACAGAAUGAAAAUAGGAACGAAGUGAAUGAAAUCAUUAGUGGAUCAAUCUGAAAUUCCAGAUCAUUUUAAUUUCCCUUUCAUCAGACGGCGCGAAUGAUAAUUAGUUUGUUCGCUCCAUCCACGUCACCUUGCCAUUUUGUUUGGUGCCAUUGAUUUGAAUUCGCACGUUUUGUCUUGUUCAAGUGUCGAUUGGCCUACAAUUUAGCAGAGGAGCUCACUGCGACUGCAAUUUUUGGUGUGCAUUUGAUCCGAGGACUCAUAGUCCGUCACCGGUUAUUUUUUCUAGAGGUUCUAAUCCCGCAGUUUUUGUACAGAGAUUGAUGGAAAUGAAAAAUUCUUGCAAUCAACAUGAAUAAAGAUGGUUACACACAGUAUUCUGUA